AUGUCUUCCGCUCCAAUGGCCGCAUUAAAGAGUGCUUCCUCGGCUCUCAAAGCCCUGGCACGGCAAGCGCAACCCCUGAAGACUGUGGAGUUGCUGACGAGCUUGCUGCGAGAACGCCUGGAAGUCAAUGCCUUCCACCAUGCCACGGUCUUGAGCGCCUAUGCCAGGGCUGUCUGGUGGAAGGAGGCCGUCGCGCUGCUGAGCUCAUUGCCGGGCGGCGACCAUGUCUGUGAGAACGCGACGCUGGCGGCCUGCAGCCGAGCGCUGGCAUGGGCGGCGCUUCUGCAGCUCUUGGAGCAGCGCCGCGCUCCUCCCGAAGAUGCAGCAAGUUUCCACACAAUUAUCACUGCACUCGGCAGAACUUCACGCUGGGCAGACGCCUUCGAGCUUUUUCGAUGCAUGGCAGUCCGGAGGCAGCAGCCGACAGUCCUUUCCUACAACUCAGCGAUGCGGAGCUGCGCGGACGGAAAGAGCUGGCAGCUGUCACUGCUGCUGUACACCGAGCUGCAGCAGGAGGGAUGUGCUAACCAAGCCAGUCACCACUUGUCCAUCAGCGCCUGCAGUCUAGCUAGCCAUUGGCAGGGCGCUGUCUUCAUUCUGAGUUCUAUGCCCAUGUACGGCUUCGAUCGCACAGUCGUCGCUUUUGCAGCAGCAAUGGGGGCUUGCGAGCGGGCAUUCCGGUGGCGAAGAGGCUUGCAACUCCUUGGCUGGCUAUCUGCAUCAAGGCUGCAAUUGGACGCCGUGGCUCUCAGCAUCGGAAUCACCACAGCGGGUCGAUCCAGCAGGUGGCAGCUCUGCAUGGAGUUGCUCGAGGAUGCACGGGAGGCAGAGCUUCAAACAGACAUCGUUUGUGCAAAUGCUGCCAUUGCAGCCUGUGCUGCUGGAACUGCAUGGCAGCAUGCCCUGUCCUUGAUCGGGUUGUCGAACCCAGACGGGAUGACCUACGCUGCUGCCAUCAAUGCCCUCAGCAAAGGUGGCUUAUGGGCCCAUGCGAUCCGGUUGCUGCAGGGGGCAGCAAGACGGCUCGAUAUCUUCGGUUUCACUUCGGCCGUCUCUGCUUGCGAGAGGGAAGGCGCGUGGGAAGUUGCUUUGAAGAUCAUCCAUGACAUGAGCGCCUCGGAGAUUUGCCCAAGCGCUUUGACCUUCAAGGAGGCAGUGGCUUCACUUGGCAAGGCGGUCAAAUGGAUGCAUGCCCUGGAACUGCUGGUGAGCGCAUGGGGACAGUCCCAUACUCCUUCUGGAGCCGUUGCAGCCGGUGCAGCUUCCAUCAUCUGCAGGGGGCGGACACGCCUCCAUUUGCCUGCAGGCCUGCGAGACAUCGAGGCUGAGGCACCGCCAAGGCGGGUCAUGUACAUGCAGCUGCGCGAGCUCGAGGGGGCAGAUGUGAUUGACAUUGACGAAAUGGAUUCGCUCUGGAAACCUGCCGCAGUGAGAGAGCUUUUGGGAACCACGUCCUUGUGUCCGAGCCCGGAAGGAGGCACAGAUCUCGCAACCUACGCGCAGCAAGCCAAGUUCCGCGGAGACAAGAGCAUCAACGCAGCGCCGUCCCGGAAGGAAAGUGUUUCGCCUUCUCCUGUGACGAAGCAGUCGACCGCUGUGACGCCGAAGGCGGACGCUUCCCAGGGCCGAGUGGAAGCGGCCGAGGACGAGGCAGAGCGGCGAAUCACAGCCUCAUCAGACGAGGCAGCCGGCAUCAGCGCUCCGAGAAUCAUGGGUCCGGAAGGCUUUGCAAUCCACUCACGGCCCAACGCAGCGUUGCGACGUCGAGAGGCCUUAAACCAACAAGGGCCAGGAACCAAAAGCUUGGCUUCGCAGCAGAAGGGCUGCGGAUCAUUUAUGGGCGACCAAAAUCGGCGCGUCUCUCCAGUUGAAUUCAAGCAGCAGCGUGUAAGCGUACUCGAGCUGUUUGUGCUGAACUCGUCAAAGGAAGCUGAACUAGAACUGACGGCUCAUGGCACUCUGAGCCUUGCGGCUUCAGCCACCAGCCUCACCCCACUAGCUGCUAAAAAGAAUGGCGACAAGAAGGCCAAAAAGGCCUCAAAGAAAGAGGCCAAAAAGGCCAAAAAGGAAGCGAAGAAAGCAAAAAAGCUUGCAAAGCAGAUAAAGAAACUCGAGGAGGAAGUGGAGAAGCGGAAACGCCAAAUCAAAGGUGAGGUGCAGGAAAAGAAAAAGAAGAAGAAGUCUUCAUCCUCCUCGUCUUCUUCAUCUGCCAAGAAGCAAAAGAAAGGCUCCAAUAGGCCUCUGAACGAAAGUGCCGAGCAGCCGCCCGCACAAGAGGAGCAUGCCGUCAGCCAACCACAGGAGGACAUGCAGUGGUUGGGCGGUGACCUGGGCUUCGAAGAGGAAAAGUCACCGGAACCCGAGCAACCCGAGCAGUCCAGCUCCGAGGAGUCCAACCCAGAGGUUCACGAGGCAGUCUGCGACCACUGCGCGAUGGAGCCGAUCGUCGGUCCUCGCUUCAAGUGUGCGAUCUGCGAGGACGUGAGCCUCUGCAGAAAGUGUUACAAGCGACGCCAGGAGAUCCACAGACCCAGCCACCGUUUCUUCGCGAUGAAGCCCAUGAAGCACGAGAGUCACGAAAAGCUCCAGAGAAUUCGGGGAGAUGGUGACGGCGCUGACCAUAUGACCACGGAGGUGGCGAGAGCUCCGAAGGGCCCCGUUCCAGCCACGGACGCUUCAGGCGCCGCUGCAGAGCAGGCAGGCCCUCUGGGCUCUCUGGGCCCUCUGCACCCUCUUGGCUUUAUGGCUCUCGCACCGGCGGUUCCUGCGCCCAUUGUCCCAGCCGUGGCACAAGAAGUAGCAUCGCAGAUGCAAGCACGCUUCCUCGACAUGGGAAAGACUUAUGCGAAAAGUUGGCAGGAGUCCGUCCCGUUGCUGCAAGACCCUUCGAAAAAAGCCAUAAAGGUGCCCAAGCCGGAGCCGGGCACAAAGGUCGGCAAGCAGAUGCUCCGUGGUGCAACUUGCGGCCUUUGCCUUCAACAGGUAGUGGACUCCGAAAGCGGUGUUCUGUGCUUCCGGAUUCGGGCGGAUGGGACAGCUGCUGGUUGCAGCAAGAGCGUGUGCUUCCCUUGCAUGGCCCGCGCAUCCUCCCGCAUGUUUGGAAAGGUCCGUGUGAACAAGGAGAUCUGGGUGGCCAUGGGGGCACAGGCUUGGUGGAUGCACGAGCGGUGCAUGACAGCAGAAGAAGUCACGGAGCACGCUGAGCUGGUGAAGUCCACGGGCUUGGAGGAAAGCCUCAAGGUGAGUGCAAAGCUCCCGAAGGGCUGGAUCAGCAAGAUUUCCAAGACCACUGGCAAGGUUUACUACGUCAACGCAAAGAAAGGGAAGACACAGUGGACGCUGCCAGAAGAGGAGGUCGAAGAGACCGAAGAGACCCACACAAUCCAGCCCCAGCCUGAUGAAGUGUCGAAAGAUGAAACUGAAGACAAUGGAGCCGAGAAGCCGCAAAACGGCCAGGAAGAGCUCACAGAGCUUUGA
Messenger RNA from Symbiodinium sp. CCMP2456, 3477 nucleotides. The record is from the annotation of a GenBank genome assembly. Lineage: Eukaryota; Dinophyceae; Suessiales; Symbiodiniaceae.